CUGCUGCGGCGGUUUCAGAGAGAAAAGCCACGGGGUGCCGGGUAGAUGCUUGCAACAGGUCGCGUUGGUGCGACCGUCCCCGGGUUCCCGUUCCGGAGUCACUUUUGCGGUUUGCGCGCUCUCCUUACGCCAGUGACGCGUCUCGGCGGGUGCUGGGGCAGCGGGACGGGUGAGUCCCAGAGGCAGACGCCUUCCCCCGCCGGAGCUGGAACAGCGCUGCCGGCUUUCCUUCGGGUCCGGGCAGAAGGAUACUGCUCUCGGGGCACUGUGAGCUGCGGGAGGAUUGGCCGCAGCACCUCAGAGGAGCUGGAGCCCAUGGGGAGCCUCUGCGGGACCGAGCCGUGCUGAGGAGAGACCCCGCAGCCUCCUCUAUGAUGCUUUGCUUUCAGCACAAUAGAUGCUUCAUGCUGCUCCCACAUGGAAAAUGUACAUAUUAAGUGGGAUUGCCACAGAUGUGAAAGAGAUGAAUUGAUUUGCCAAAGAUUGGAAAGCCAAUGUCAGUGCUGGGAUCAGCCCUGAGGGCUGCUUGGCUCCCAGCUGGCUUUCCCAUGGGAGAAUCAGCAGUUUAACUCUACCCUGAUCACUUCAGAGCUGAUUAUUUCUGGCCUCUUGAACUUUUAUGAUCAUUUUAUUAGACUUCUUGGCUGUGCCUCAGUGGUGGGUGACUGAAUCUAGCCUUCUCUGCAUCACGGUGAUAGUAGUAAUGUGAAGUUUAAUGAGCACCUGCAAAUUCGCGUAGCAGGGAAGGAACUGCCAUGCCCGUGGGAAUCUUCCGGGUGUGCCUAGUGGUGAUUACAGCUAUUGUCAACCACCCUCUCCUCUUCCCUAAAGAGAAUGGCACUGUCCCUGAGAACACGGAAGAAAUCAUCCAGAAGAUGAAGGAGCGGGAGCUGAGCCUUCGGCUGGAGCAGUUGCGUUUGGAGCAGGAAAUUGCAGACCAGGAAGCCACACAGAAGGCUGUAGAAAAUGCUGCAGAGGUGGUAGAGGGAAGUAAAGAGGAAAAGGUCAGAUGGGAUAUGUGGACUGCCCUUUCCAUGGUCAUCUUCCUGCUGAUCGAGCUCUGGAGGCAGGAUUUCCAGGAAGGGAAUUGGCAGGACACAGGAGAAGAGGAUGACAUGGCUGUCCUGGGGAGAGCAUUUAAAGGAGUGUCCUUCCCUGACAAGGCUGUCUUGGCCAGCUUCUAUGAAAAGCGCAUCCUGGCUACCACUGGAGAUGUGGCCAGGAUGCGGGAGAUGGUGGAAGGCUUUGCAGAUGACCUGCUGGAGGCCUUGAGGAGUGUUUGUAACCGGGAUGCUGACAUGGAAGUGGAGGACUGCAUGGGUGUGGGGAGCAUGUAUGAGAAUUGGAGAGUGCGUAAACCUUUUGUCUGUGAUCUGAUAGUGCCUUUUGCCCCCCCAGAGCCAUACUGUUUUCGGUGCCAGGCCUGGUGUUCUAGCGACUCUUCCCCCCCAGAUGAACAAGGUUAUGGCACUAUCAAGGUAUGCAGGGCAGAUGAGGAUGUGACAGGUUGCAUCUGUGACAAGACUAAACUAGGGGAAGAUAUGCUGUGCCUCCUCCAUAGCCAAACCAAUACUACAAGGCCUAGCAGUGAGAUGGAAGACCUCCUGUGCUUUAAAAACACUCAAUAUCUGGAUGCUGAUCAAGUUAUGAAGUGGUUCCAGAUUGCAGUCACCAAGGCCUGGAACAGAAUCUCUCACAAGUAUGAAUUUGACCUUUCUUUCAGCCUCCUGGACUCGCCAGGAGCCCUGAAGAUCAAAUUUAGAUCAGGAAAAUCGAUUGCUUUCAACCUCACCCCUGUGGUGCAGUAUGAGAACUCUGACGUGUACUUCAUCUCUCACUUCCCUCGGGGUGGCCUGGCAGCCGAGCUCCCCUCCAGCACUCGCUGGUUCCUCACCUUUGCAGUGUAUGAGAGGAGGUUCAUCCAGCUCAUCUCCAAAACGCUGCCUGCCAAUGCCUGCCAUGUCAGCUGCCUUCAGAUCCUCUCCUUUGUCCAUGGGAAACAGUGCAGCCUCACAGGUCCAAGCGGGCUCAGCAACUACCACCUAAAGACGGUGAUGCUGCAUCUCCUGCAGGCACGUCCCAGUCAGGACUGGGCCCCAGAGAAGCUGGAGGCCCGUCUACAGGACAUGCUGAAAUACCUGGAGAAAUGCUUGCAUGAAAAGAAGCUCUACCACUUCUUCAUUGGCAAUGAGAAGGUACCAGCAGAGCUGGGCUUCCCCAUCGUAUUCCAGAGGGCUGAGCCUCUGAACCUUUUCCGUCCCUUUGUGCUACGUAGGGACGUUUACAGGAAGACAGUGGACACAUUCCAUGAGAUGCUCAGGAACAUGUCUGCACUGAUAAAUGAGUACACAGUGCACAUUCCCCUUGCACACACCAACGGGAUCCGUAAAGAAUCCCUUUAACCAAAGCCAGCCGGAGAGCACUUGUUCCUCUAAGCACAAGUCCAGAGGGCAGCUUUCCGAAGCCUCCUGGACACAACUGACUUUGCCAGUACAGCUUCUUGUCUGCAGCUGAACCAGUCCUGGGCGAUGGUUUCUGCAGUAAGGGAGAGGGGAUGCGGGAAGGAUAGGGAAAACUGGAAGAUGUGGUAUGAAAGUAAGGUUCUGCUGCACUGGUGUGCUGGCUGGGUUUGAUGCAGCUAAGAAUAUAUUUUUUCUAUUGUGCCUCAGUCAUGCUGCAGUGGUGGUGAGCAGCAAAUAUGACUAAUUUAUUCAGAUGCCUGCAAUACAAACUGUGGCAGUGGUGGCCAAAUACUUCAUUUCCUUUGGAAAGAGGAGAUAAGAAUAGGGUGGAGGAAUCAGAAACAGGAUCUUGGGAUUGCAGGGACCUGUAUGCUUGCAGACAGCUGCCUGCUAGCACAACCUAAGACUUGGUGCUGA
Melopsittacus undulatus (budgerigar) is the source of this 2879-nucleotide messenger RNA. RefSeq names its product inositol 1,4,5-trisphosphate receptor interacting protein (gene ITPRIP). Gene Ontology annotation, cellular component: membrane. The record is from RefSeq and is a predicted model, not a curated record. Gene Ontology annotation, molecular function: protein kinase inhibitor activity. Bases 756 to 2402 code for a protein of 548 amino acids. NCBI's taxonomy places the organism in Eukaryota, Metazoa, Chordata, Aves, Psittaciformes, Psittaculidae. The transcript has 5 exons.